CUGCUUUUAAUCUGUGAGCAGAAGAAGACGCUGACCAAGAAUUGCGUAAACGGACGCCAUACAGUUAGCCUUUGUAGAGCAUUAAUCGCCAUUUCGCUCCCGCUGAAGGCGCAUGAUUCUGCCGCAUUUAAAGAUCGUCAGUGAAGUGGAAGGUCCACGAUGGUGAAAAUAUUCAUCGGAAACUUGUCUCCGGACACUACAACAGAUGAACUCCGUUCCCUCUUCUCCCAGUAUGGCAAGAUUGCAGAAUGUGACAUUGUCAAGAAUUUUGGCUUUGUACACAUGGAUGACAAAGCCGAGGCUGAAGAAGCCAUCCGCAACCUCCACCAUUAUGAGCUGAAUGGUCAGCCUAUGAAUGUCGAGUUGAGCCGCGGCAAGUCAAGAGGAUCCACCAAGCUACAUGUUGGCAACAUAGCCUGCACCAACCAGGAGCUAAGGGCCAAAUUCGAAGAGUUCGGGACUGUGUUGGAGUGUGACAUAGUGAAAAACUAUGCAUUCGUUCACAUGGAGCGGAUGGAGGAUGCCAUGGAGGCCAUUAAUCAGUUAGACAACACUGCCUUUAAAGGCAAACUGAUGAGCGUGAAGCUUUCAACUAGCCGCCUGCGUACUGCGCCGGGAAUGGGAGACAGAUCGGGUUGUUAUCGUUGCGGGCAGGAAGGCCACUGGUCCAAAGAGUGCCCUCUAGACCAAAAUGGCUACCACAGAAACGGCUCAGAGCCAAAGUCUGAUGGAUACGAUGCCUCGAGUUUCGGCGGGCGUGGUCGCAGCAGGGGUUAUCAUCCGGGCUUCAGUGGCGAACCGGAAUAUGGUGGCGGCUAUGCUCCUGUACAUGGUAUUUCCCGGGGUUCUGGUCACAGCAAUAUGGCGGGGUACCGACGGGGUGCAGGCUACGAAAGUGCAAUGAGAUAUGGGCCGCAUCCAGGUUACGGCAUAAAUGCUAUGGCUGACCAUAGCAUGGCUCGGAUGUACGGCAGUGAGGCGGCAUACAGGAGCAACGGUUCACUCUAUGGCGCGGUACCAGCCUACCCGGUGCGACGGUCGCCUUAUGACGAAAGGGAUCCGUACGGUGUCGUGGACUACUACGAGAAGUACAGGGCCAAUUCGUACGGAGGCAGUUAUUUCGAGGAACGCCGCGCCGUGCCCGUGCCUGCUCCAUCAACAUCUACAUCCACGCCGAUAAUGAGGGAACGUCUGCCCCCCUCUAACCAUGACCCUUACGAGUGCCCUCCCCUCCCUCCUCCGCCAGCCCCAGUCUCCUCAUACUACGCACGUGAGCGGAGUCCGAUUCGGAGAGUAACUGCUGAGGCAGAUGGAUACUCAUAUGAGCGUUCGCGCCUUUCCCCAGUGUCCACUGUCCAAAGAAGUGCUACCUAUGACCACCCGCGGGAUCCCGCCGCCGAACGGGCUCGCUAUACAUACUAACCCUUUUCCUUUUCAGCCAGGUGAGAAGUGACUGACUUUAGGUGUGAAACAGAUUAAAGUCAGCGCUCCGUCCUUGUGAAGCAUGUAGAUACUAAGAACAAGUCUACAUUUAAGCUUUGCCAACAAAACUGCCACUUUUUAGGUUUCACUGAAUGAUUGAAUGCAUUCACAUUAUGCUAUGAUUUCAUUCCAACCUAUACUUAAAAGUGCUGUACAACUAGAAUUGUUACCCACUUUUCAUUGUCUUAUUGAUGUGUUGUUGUUGCAGUUCUACAUGGCUAAGCCUAAGUGUGGAAGUGCAAAUACAGGGGUUUUUUCUGCAGCUUUGUUGCUAUUCAUUGAUAGUGAUGAUCGUGUAAGAUCACAUUUCCUCUGAAAGUAGCUAUAUUAUGUAUAUACUAUUUAGUUUCAGUAGUAGGAGAAUCUUAUUUGUGCAUGAUGCAUGUUUUAAAGGCGAGUCAUUGUUCCCAUUGAUUUCUUUUCAGCCGCUCAGUGUAGUAUGUGCAUUUUAAAUAGGUUUGUGUUUACCUAUGUUCAAGCUAUUACUGCAUAUGUGAAACAAUGUUUAGAUGAACAGAAAUGCUGAAUAUUUUUAUCAGCUCUGUUGUUUAUCCUGUGGGCUUCUAUGUAAAAUCUGUAAUGAAUUUAGAUUUUCACAGAUUUCUGCUUUGUGAUGUUUUUGACAGUAGACAUGCUUUUUAUUUUUAGUGUUAUGAUGAAUACACGCUUUCUCAUUCCCAACAUAUGUUGCCUUUCCUGUCUAUUAAUUUGACCUUCUAUUAGUUUCAAAAUAAAAUCUGUUAUAACUUUAAAA
Sphaeramia orbicularis (orbiculate cardinalfish) is the source of this 2236-nucleotide messenger RNA. RefSeq names its product RNA binding motif protein 4.1 (gene rbm4.1). Gene Ontology annotation, molecular function: mRNA binding; zinc ion binding. The transcript has 3 exons. Gene Ontology annotation, cellular component: nucleus. The record is from RefSeq and is a predicted model, not a curated record. NCBI's taxonomy places the organism in Eukaryota, Metazoa, Chordata, Actinopteri, Kurtiformes, Apogonidae. The coding region runs from base 160 to 1422 and encodes 420 amino acids.